CUUGAGUGUCCAUUGUAGUGACUUCGGUGUUGUUCUGCUUUUGUCCGUGAGCGGGAAUCGACUCUGUAAACUCCCUGAACCGGUUGACGUUAAUGGAGAGGGUCGCCUCGCCAUGUCCUUGAGCCUGCGAGCAACUCAGAGAACACAUCGUUUCACUAAUUAGGAGGACAGACGCAACCAGCCUCCACCGAUGGCCUUCUUCCGACAGCUGAAACUUCUUCUCUGGAAGAAUUGGCUUUCAGCCAUCAGACAGCCACUAUGGUCCGUGACUCUGAUCGCCUGGCCUCUGAUCAUCUUCAUCGUCAUUGCUGUGGCCCGCAAGAACUUCCCCCCAGUACUAAAAGAUACAUGUUUUGUGGGACCCCGAAACCUACCCAGCGCAGGCUUCUUCCCUUUCCUGCAGACCCUCAUGUGCAACACAGACAGCAGCUGUCAAAACAAAUCAAGCAUUGUGAAGUCAGCUCGGACAGCCUCAGGGAAUGCUAGGUCAAACCUACUGUUUCAAGAGAAGUUUGCUUUCCCCAACGACCCCAGAAAUGAUGCUGAAGCACUGAUUAAGGUCUUGAACAACUUUUUGGGUCCACCUCACCAAGGAAGCUCUAAAAAUGCCUCACUCAUGAACACCACGGAUUACAAUCUCCCUGAAAAUCAGGAGACCUUGAACGAAAUGCUGGAGUCAGUACACCUGUUGAAGAGAGCCAUCUGCAAAAUGACGCUGCCCGUGGUUAGCACAUUUCCCAGCCCGUUCUCCGAUUCUGUGGCCACUUUCUGCAAGUCCAACAACACUGUGUUGGAGUUCUCGCUCCAAACACUCAACCAGAUAUUGACGGAUCUGAUGCUGACAAAACCAGAGGAGAUGGUGACGGUGGCUGGGGCUGUGAUGUUGGCCUUCGAUCAGCUGCAAAAUCAGACCUCGCUGUGGGAAAACCUUCUAACUAUUCCCCAGCUCUUCUCUUCCGGUUCUGAAGAGCAAGUGCUUGCCGGCGUCGAGGCCCUACUCACCAACAUACAGAGUGCUUUGCAGAUCAUCCAGAGCAUUAUCCCUGAAGCCGGUGCCUCACUUUCCUGGGUGCAUCCACUCCUUGCGGGAGGCAUCAACCUGACCAACUAUGUCCAAAACUGGCCUGGCAAAGAUGUUUCCAUUUCCCUUGGAGAGGUUGUCACGUUGCAGAAUGACUCACUCAGUGAAAUGGUCAAAUAUGUUCUACAAGAAGUCAAAAUACCACUGGACAAGGCUAUCGGCCUAACAAUGGACAGAGACAUGGUGCGUUUGCACUUGUGCGGCAACAGCAGUAAGCCAUUCUGGUUAAUGACAGCGUGCAGUACAGGGACAUUGGGCAUGCUUCUGGAAUGGAUCAACCCGGAGAAGGUGGCAAAGCAGGCUCUCCUGGUGUGGAGUAAGAACGUUGCUCCACAUGAUGUAUCCUUCGCCAAAGGGCUGCUGCAGAGUAUGAUGGGAGGCGUACCCCCAGGAGGACAAGGAGGCUCCGACACCACGAGGAGACGGCGUAGCGUAGAUACACAACCACAAAACAUUGACGAGGAGCUGUUUUUAGAGCUUGGUCAAGUGGUGUUGGAGAUUAUACAAAUUGUGCCAGAGCUGGAUUUGGUUGUUCAGAGCAUCUUCAGAACGGGUUUUCAAUCUAUGAAGGCGGCGACACUGGCCCUUGACACAGUUGAAGAAAUGAUGAUCCGAGUCCUGAAAGAUACUGAUCGACUCCAAAUGACUUAUCUAACGUUGCUGACGAACCAGUCUGAGGCAAGCGUUUGGAUUGAUCGUGUCCUGGACAAUGUGAUCGAAAUGAUUCAGAAGAUUAUGUCACCUGAGCCUUUACAAUGUGAGGAUCUCUUGGUUCCCUUUGAGUGGCUGUUAAACACCGAAAGCAUAAAGACCGAGUUAUGGAGAUCAGCGAUCUGUCAGAACGGCUCCGCUGUACAGAAAGCACUACUAAUGGACUGGCUGCCAUUGGUUCAGAAGGCACAAGAUGUAUACAGUUCCCUGACGGGCCAAAGAGACUACAACGUGACACUUCCCAUGAUUCUCUCUCAGUGGCGUGAGCUGUGCAACAACAGUAUGCAGUUUGUUGUGUUUUCGAACCAACUGGCCACAAAGCUAAAUGGAGAAUACUGGAUGAACUGGAUACCAGACAACAGCACUCAUGAGCUUACUUGGACUCUUCAACAAAGUGUUUCCUUGUUCAUGGUGAAUUUGGGUGAAAUGAUUGAGAAGACUCAACUGUGGCCCGAGGUAAAGAACUAUUUCCACAUGCUUAACUGGAUUUUGAACUACAGGCCCGAUAUCACAACUCAGCCAGCAAACUGUUCUAUUAACAUCUCCUACUCGGCCAUUCAUUGCGAUACUGGUUUGAAAUGGCCACAGUUUGUUCAAACAAUGACUCGGGCUCUGAUGUCACCAAACCAAGACGUCCUGUUCAAUUCUCUCAAAGGAACUGUGAAUCUGUUGCAGCAUGUGUACGGCGACAUCUAUAAACAUUUGGCAGGAUCAUAUUUGAAAGGAAUCGAAGGUGGUGAUGCGCUCUCUGCCUACCUGAUAAACCUGAUGCAACAACUGGAUAGCUUUGUCCACACACUCUCCAUGCUGCCUGAACAAAACACCACCAACCCUGAUGUCAUGGGUCCCCUCAUCGGUAACCUGUUGCAGACCACAGGUCUGAGACCACUGCUGCCUCUGCUCUUCAGUGACGGUCCCCUGAAUGUUUCUGCAGUGAUCGAUGUUGCCUCAAAGCUCGGCAGGCUCAACCAGCCCAUUUUUACCUUCAAUGAGACAGACCCAACGAUGCCCGAACUUGAACGGUUGAUGAUGCAGUUUUUCUCCCUGGAAGGUAACCUUACCAUGUCUCUCUCUCACAUCAUGGGACACACUCUGCUUACCUAUUCAAAAUACUUCCAACCUGACAAAGUGGCCCAGCUCAGAGAAGCCAUCCAACCGUUCACCAACCAGACCUCAGCAGGCCUUGUAGAAGCCAUCCUCAGUGCCAUGGAGCUACUGAAGAAAGUGAUAGAUUCUCCAAACGGGGACCCAACUAACAUCAUUCUUGGGUUCCUACGCCAGCUACAAGAAUGUGUGAUGUCUCUGUGUAGACUGCAACAAAUCCAAAAUGUUCUGUUACCAAAUGGGCAGCUUAGCUCAACCAAAGUCACUGACCUCCACCUGCUUGCCAAGGACUUGCUCAACUUUUUAAGCCCUGAAGGCCUUCAUAACCUGUAUCAGGCUGGACCAGAUGCUGCUCAGGACGUUAUUGCACAACGAUUUGUUGCAUUUCUUCCACCUGAGUUCCAAGAGGAGGCUGCUCGCUUUCUCCAGGAUUUCAAAGCUCUGCAGAAUCGGAUGACUGAAUGUGCCGCAGGCGAAGACUGUUUGGCUGGGAUCUCCGAACUCUUCCCAUUCCUGGAUCAGAUACUAGACAUGAUGCUCUCAGCCAACGCUAAUGUAACCAUCACAUCAGCUGCGACCAACUCUGUUCUGGAUGGACAGGAAUAUGAGGAAAUGACAUCCAUGUUUUUCUCACUCCUCCUGUCCUCCAAUGAUGCUGCCUCUGUAAAAACAUUCAAGCAGAUUCUCCAUUUCAUCCGAAUGAUCACGGCGACACCAAUGAUUACCGUAUCAGAUGUCCAGAAUGCUCUGCGACAGACAAACCUCACCCUUGAGGAGCUGAACGACAUUGCUGCACUAGCUGGAGCUGCCAACAUUAACGACCUAAUGAUAGAUGUAAUGGAGAUUAUCAAUGUCCGCCAGUGUUACGAACAACAGCAUAACCAGAUGACAGCAGAGUGUGUUAUGGGAAUGAUAAACGGUGUCAGCAGUUUCUUGAAACACCUACCUGCUCUACGUAAUGAGACAGCCAUUCUCUCCCUCAUCCCAUUGAUUGUCAAUAUCAGUGAUGUCUUCCAAGUUGAUUUCAGCUCCAAUCCUAACAUGGCUCUCACACACACGCUGAACAGCACCCUGGCCAAUAUCAAGAUGAACCUCCAGCUGAACCACCUGAACACUCCAGAGAUCAUGAAUGAAAUUGCAGUGGUAGAGGUUCUCAUACAACUGGUGGCCAACACUGAACCAUUUAACAAUUUGAACAACACCUCACUGAUGGACCCCUUAUAUGCUCAGAAGGUAUAUCUAAAUAUUGUGGAAUGGUACUUGAAAAGGCUUGAAAAUAUCACCAGUGCAAGCUCCUUCUCAGAGCUCCUCUCUCCCUUUUACUACCUUACACAAAUGCAAGUGGCAUUACAGCUGGCAAAUGUGGAUUUCUCUUUGUUUGUCAGCCAGCAGGUUGAGUCCCUGAUCAACAACCUUGAGUACCCAUUAGAUGGGGAUGGGGUGAUUAAAAUUGGCCUGACAACAGUUGAGCUUCUCCGGCGACAAUUUGAAUUAAUAAUGGCUAACCCGAAUGCUCAGAAUAACUUCUCGGAUGCACACCAGUUACAAAACACAACAAUUCUUCGUGUCGCUGAGCUCCAAGUCGAGCUGUACCUCGACCUAAUAGAGAACUGGAUGAAACAACCAAAUGUCCAGUCGAUCCUCAGUAGUAUGCUCCAAUGGGGAAACCCCAUCAUAAAUGUGUCCACCCCCGUGACGGACCUCCAGCACCUGCUGGGGACGAUGGCUGCUGUUCUCGGUGAUGAUCAACAGGCCUAUCUCUCAGUCAUUGGCAGUAUCACCAAGUCCCUGAGCAAAGCCCUCAUGGUGGCAGAGCAACCAGGUGGCCUCCAGAGCGACCACUUCUUGACUGCCAUCUUGGAAGCCAUCCAGAGUGCUAUGCAGAUCCUGCCAGAUGUCACAGAACCCCUGCCGCUCUCUGUACAGCAGAACAUCCUAGAAAUUGUCCAGGACUCACUUAAUCUCAUUCUCCAACCAGACAUAAGUUUUGCCUCUUCACGGAACAUCUCCCUCCUCAUUCUCAAGAGGGCUGAGAGCAUCAUCCAACAAACGGUGCCAAACAUGUUCGCUCAAUACUUGCUUUCUGGAAUCAAAGUAGCUGCCACAUACUUUGAGAGCACGGCCAGUGGAACAGACGGCUGGAAUCAGUUGAUUCUGGAGGAGAUGGAAACAGUCCAAAGCCUCCUGCCGCCAAACUGCACAGCCCAGGCCUACGUCUCCGCCCUGAGUCUCAUCACUCACUUUAUUUUGGAGUCUGGCCAAGGCAACAUGAGCCUUUGGGAAUCUUUUGAGAGUGCAUCAGUUGAAGAUGUGCCCAUACUCUUUGGCAAGAUGGGUAAACUCUUGAGCAAUCUUUGGCCACUUGUUGUGGGAGGCUCAGCUUCUACUGCUCCAUCUCUGGGGGGCUUGGCACAUCUUGCUCCAGUCCUGGAGGAAGUGAUGACUGGGAAGGCAGACCAAGACACGUGGCACAAACUUGAAGAGCUACUACAUGACCUACUGUCAACCCUCCAAGGAACGGAGCAUUGGGACAGUGUCCCAUCCGGUAUCCUACAGUUUGAGAAAAUCAUAGGAAGUAUGGUAAACAGCAUGCAAGCGCAGAACGGGAUGAUCCUAAGCCUUCAGAUGCCUGUGGGGACUCUGAUCGGCAAAAUUGUACUGAGUGUAAAUUCCAGUCAUUUUAACUUGUCCGAGGUCUCUGAAAGAAUGCAGCUUGCAAUUGAACACACGGUGCAAGCCGCUACACAGACUAAUGGCACUUUGGAGUGCAGUGAAGUUCUCCAGGCCUGGGAGCCAGUGAGAGAGGCAGCUGGGUUAAGCCCCGACGCCUUGGCUAUGUGGUGCACCGUCAGCCUGCAGCCCGUUUUUGAUGCCUAUGCUGCAGCCCAGACUGUCUACACACACAUGAACACGAGUAACCUGGGUGUGGGACCAAUGACUGUGAAUGCCACAUCUGCCUGGAUUGUCAGGACUGUACAGUCUCUCUACCAAGUCAGCAUGAACAGCACAUUUGUGAUGGAGCAGCUCUCUGAAACUUUCUUCAGCCAGCUCUCUCAGCUUGCAAGCCAGCCCCUGAGCCCUGAAGCACAGCGUCACUGGUACAAGCAGCUCCAAGACAUGCAGUUGCAAAACAGUUUGUCUUGCUUCAAAAUGGUCUCAGACGAGCUGGUGGAUGUGGCCCCCUUCAUCCGGCCUUACAUUGAAGCUAUAGAAAAAUCAGUGAGCCAUAUCCUGGACAACUACCAUCUCAUUCAAGGCAACUCCUCAUGCCAGGACCUCUUCGAAAAGGCAGCAAUGAUCUUCCUCUUCUCGGCAAACAUCACGACAGACGACACGUUCCCCAUGAUGUGGGGACCGUUUUCUGGACUCAAUGAAUUAUCUCUUACCGACAUGAUAUGGGAAGCGGUAACACUGGUGAUUGACAUGAAGAUUUUUGGGAAUGUGCCUCUGGUUUACCAAACCUUGGAGCAAUUUCUGGAGUCCAACGACUCGAGCGUGAUUGUGCAGAAGGUGGCCGUGUUGUCUGCAUGGUUGGACUCCACCGAAGCAUUUGGACUGGAUCUGCUGACUCAGGCUCUUCCCAAAGUGUACGACAUCCUCAGGCCGGUCUUCUCUCUUCUGAUGCAGAUGAGUGUGGACAUGCCAGCAAACAUGGAGCAGUUUGUAGACUUGGCUGGAAACAUAUGUGCAAUGCUGAGGCAGUUGGGAAGCACCAGUGGUUUUCAAGCGCCCAUGGAUUCCCGUCAAAGUAUGUAUCGGGGAGAAAUGACAGCCGGUAACCAUACGACGACAGUGAGGACCCGACACAGACGCCAGGCCCCGUUGAUGCUGGCAAGAGAACCCAUGGAUGACUUCAUAGACCUUUUCUACAUUGACUACCCUGCAAUGUUCAAAGCCAUCUCCGUCCCUGCUACCACAACAGAAAUGAUGGACACAGUCCACGUGCUCUUUGCCAACCCUGAUCUGAGCGUUGUGGUGAAGGGAGCUACAAGCGACAUGCCCUGGGGCUUGAACGCCACUCGGGAAGAAACUAUUGAUGCUGCUCUUGGACUGCUCUCCUUCUUCACUCUCCCUGGGGCAUUUCAGAUGUCAUCAAUGGAUCUACUGACAAAUGCCAUCGAUAUGCUUCCCAGUGGCUUUCCAUUCGCUUCAGUGCUGAGAAAUAUCACCAGAGCCUUUGCCCGCGAAUCUCAAGAGAACAUAAUGCUCAUGCAGGAGGCCAUCCAAACAGCCGCUGAGCUCCUUCAGAUCAACAUGAUGGACCCGCAAUUCACGGAGCAUCUUGGCAACCUGAAAUCCAAGGUGUGCACCUUGGAGGAAACGGAGUCUGUGCGUCUGCUGAUGUGGGCCCUCUCCUUUGAGCCCGGUCAGCUUUGUCGCACUUUUCUACCCAGCCUGCAGAUCUUGGUUGAGAAUUUGACGAUGAACACAAGCUUUCUGAACGAUGCCAUCUUCCAGAUCGUCAUCGGAGACCCUCAAGCCUACAAUAUCCAGUCAAACUGGUCCUCUGUUUUAAAUGAAGGGAUGGGCUUUAACGCCAGCAGCCUGAGGUCUUUCAACAUUAACGUCACCUCACCAGGAGGGGUGACCGUCGGUGAGUUGCUGAGGAAUAAAACCGCCUUCGUUUGGGAUGUUCAUCAACACAUGGAUUUUGACCCAGCUGCUCUCCGCCUCCUGAUGGAAACCAUGCUACCAAACAACAAUUUAGAGAUCCUGACCUGGUUGGUCAACUUGCGUCAUUGCGACACCACAGCAGCCUUGAACAGGGAUGAGACCAAUGUGGUCAUCUUAAAGGCCUUCUGCUCCUUGUCUGAUGAACAGUGGUACAGCUUCUCCCUGCUGAUGGCUCGCCAUAUCAACACACAGAAACUCCUCUACAGAAUGGUGUUGUCUGAAGAAAUUCAGAGCAUGGUGGGAGUUAUGCUCCAGAUUGCUGAGGUUAUAACCAACAUGAUGGAUAUGAUUCUUCCUGCUGUGGAUCAGCUUCAAACAUUCAUGCGUUCCAUUGAAGACCUCAACCUGAUGGCUGACAGCGAAUUUCACCAAAUGGUGAGAGGGCGGAGCACCAGUAUCUCCAGCAAAGCUACGUUUGUCACCCUCUCUCGAGCGUUGUGCAACAAGGGUAUCCUGGCUCUGCUUGGAAUCUCAAAACUUCCCAUCACGGCUGAGUCCAACCCCACCUUCCCCGACCAGAUCCAGAGGGAGCAGAUGAUUGAGAGGUUCAAGAUUCCACCAAAUGCCACUCCCUUCUGUAUGAACAUGUACCUGGACAUGGUCAAUACCACUGGAGGAGCCAUCGCCUGGGCCUUCCUCAAACCAAUGCUGGUGGGACAGAUUCUGUAUACCCCUGACACACCUGUCACCAGGGCCAUAAUGGAGAAGGCCAAUGCCACCUUGCAGGAGUUUGCGAAUCUCAGGAAGUACUCCGAGGAAUGGAUUGAGUCCUCCAACUACAUCAUAAAGUCUGCCGAAAUACUCACUCACACUUUGCCAAUGCUGCAGAAUUCCCUCGGCAAUUCCUUUGUUGAGAAUUUCAUUGAGGUACAGACGGACAUCAAUGUCGGCAGAAUGAAGGAGACGCUCAGCAACUUCUCUAACAUGACCCUCAUGCUGGAGAAAAACAAACGCAUCAUGAGCCAGGUCACCACUUUGUCAAGCCUGAUGGUGAACAUCUCCUCCUGUGUCAAAUUUGACCGUUACCGUGGUUACGACUCUGCCGACGAGCUUAACGCUGUAGCUCAGGACCUUGCCAAAAAACGUGAUCUCUACGCAAGUGUCAUCUUCAAGCUUCCCAAUGACAAGGACUCAUCCAGGAAGCGCCAGGCCAGGUCUUCCUCCUCCACAUCCUCCCUGCCUCCCAGAGUCAGCUACACUAUCCGCAUGCACAUGGACAACGUCAUGCGUACUGACAGAGUCCGGGAACCUUAUUUUUAUAAGGACAGCCACAUCUCAGCCAGACAGGCGCUGCGCUACAACCGAGGAUUCAUCUACCUGCAGGAGAACAUCGAUCGAGCCAUCAUCGAGACCCAGACUGGAGAGAGGGUUACAGAGCCAGCCGUCCAGCUGCAGCCCUUCCCCUAUCCCUGCCACUCUCGGGAUGAGUAUCUGGAGGCCAUCUCUUUUGUCUUCCCUCUCAUGCUGAUGUUAGCCUGGGUGCUGUUUGUGGCAGACUUUGUAAAGAAGCUGGUACAUGAGAGAGAGCUGAGGCUGCAUGAGUACAUGAAAAUGAUGGGAGUCAACCCGCUCAGCCACUUCUUCGCUUGGUUCCUGGAGUGCACCGCUUACUUGGUGUUUACCAUCUUCUUCCUCACAAUGGUGCUGAAGUACGGCAGAAUUCUGCCCAACAGUGACGGCUUCCUCCUUUUCCUGUACCUUUGCGAUUAUGGUUUGAGCAUCCUGUCCUUCAGUUACCUCAUCAGCUCCUUCUUUGACAAGACAUACAUCGCCGGCCUUAGUGCGAGCCUCCUUUACAUCCUCUGCUUCUUCCCCUUCAUUGUGGUCGUGGCCGUGGAGACAAAACUCACCUUUUCCCAGAAGGCUGCGCUGGGUUUGUUUUCCCCAACCUGUUUCAGUUAUGCCAGCCAAUAUGUGUCUCGGUAUGAGACCCAAGGAGAAGGCAUUCAAUGGAGCAACUCGUACAUCUCGCCCAUCUCUGGAGACACAUCCUCAUUUGGUUGGCUGUGCUGGCUGCUGCUCAUCGACUCCAUCCUCUACUUCAUCAUCGGGGCUUACAUCCGCAUGGUCUUCCCAGGAAAGUACGGCAUCCCCGCCUCAUGGUACUUCCCCUUCAAGGCCUCCUUCUGGGCCGACCUGUGCCGUUGUGUUAGGCCAAACAGUAAGGGGGGCAGCGGACUCCUUUUCAUCAACAUCCUGCAGGAAAACCCUCCCGUCUUUGCCGACGACAAGGGAAAAGGCCACAACACUCUUUCCUCUCAGGCUGGGGAGGAUUUCUCAAAGCUCCCAGUGGGCGUUGCUCUUCAUGGUCUCAGCAAGAUCUAUGGCGACCGACCAGCAAUUCAAAACCUUAAUGUUUCUUUCUACGAGGGCCAUGUCACCUCACUGCUUGGUCACAAUGGAGCUGGCAAGACCACCACCAUGUCUCUCCUGACUGGCCUUUUCCCACCAUCCUCGGGCACCAUUGAGGUGUACGGCAGAGACAUGCAGACCAACAUCAAUGCAGUUCGCAGAGACAUGGGGGUUUGUAUGCAAUACGACGUCCUCUUUGACCACAUGACCACCAACGAGCACCUGCUGCUCUACGGCCAGAUCAAGGCCCCACACUGGUCAAUCGGGGAACUGAAUGAAAACAUCUGCAAGAUCCUAGAGGAGACGGGCCUGUACGCUCACAGACACAAGCGGGUGGUCACACUGUCAGGCGGCAUGAAGCGCAAGCUGUCGAUCGCCAUUGCCUUCAUAGGGGGCUCUCGCUUGGUGGUUCUAGAUGAACCCACCACCGGAGUUGAUCCCUGCUCCAGGCGCAACAUCUGGGACAUGGUCAUCCAGCACAAGAAAAACCGCACCAUCAUCAUGUCCACCCACCACCUGGAUGAGGCUGAAGUACUGAGCGACCGCAUCGUCUUCCUGGAGGAAGGAGGUUUGAAAUGCUGCGGAUCUCCCUUCUAUCUGAAAGACAAGCUGGGUCAGGGCUACAAGCUCACUCUCACCAAGAAGAUGGAGAAUUUAGAGUCUGAGCGGAUUGACAACGCUGAGCUGAAGGUUUUCAUCCAGGCUCAUGUACCAGCAGCUCGACUGAAGGAAGCCCUGGGUAACGACCUGGUCUACACUCUGCCCCCCUUUACUUCAUCCAAUGCCUCCUCAUACCGCUCCCUCCUGACCGCGCUGGACUCCAACCUGGACGCCCUACAGUUGGGGGGCUAUGGCAUCUCUGACACCACCCUAGAGGAGGUGUUUCUCCAGUUGUCUCCUGGAGGCUCAGAAACUGGGACCUCCUAUACUAUCUCGGAGACGAUUACAGACAGGGAUUCCAUUGGCAGCUUCCCUUCAGACUCCAGUGGAAGCUUCUCCAGCUUUAGUAACAAUAUCAACCUUACCGGUUCAUCCAUGGUGCGCGGCAUGGCCCUGGCAUGGCAGCAGAUGGCAGCCAUUCUGAUCAAGAGAUUCCACCACAGCCGUAGAGACAGGAAGGGCCUGCUCACGCAGAUCCUGCUCCCUGUUGUGUUCAUAGUGUUUGCUAUGAGUCUGGGCUCCAUGAACAGCACCCUGCAUCAGUAUCCUGAGCUGGAGCUCAGCCCCGCGCUUUACAACUAUGCACCGAGCUACUCUUUCUUCAGUAACCAAAAUCCCAACUCCAAGCUGAAGGACGCCAUGAUGUCAUUCCCUGGGAUCGAUAACACCUGCCUUGACAAGUCCGAUAACCCGGCCUGCGCAAGCAGCACAAACGACUGGAGUUCCAGCGGGAACAGCUCCAAAGCAUUUAGUGUCUGUAAAUGCACCCAUCAGGAACAGAUUUGUGAUGGAGAAAGCUACCAGCCCCCCCAUAAGAAGAUCCCUUCAGCUCAUAUUGUGUACAACCUAAGUGGCAUCAAUGUGGAGAACUACUUAGUGGCCACAGCAAACAACUUCAUCAGGAACAGGUAUGGUGGCUUUGCUUUUGGCAUGCCUCUCCCUUCUGACUUACAGAUGGACGUAACUGCGGUGCCCAAAAACCGUACACUGUCUAAGGUCUGGUUCAACCCAGAGGGCCACCAUACCAUGCCAGCAUACUUAAACAGCCUCAACAACCUGAUUCUACGUGCCAAUCUUCCAGCAGAUAAGGAUCCAGAGAAAUAUGCCAUUUCAGUUUCCAGCCACCCCUAUUUCGGCCGGGCGGAUGAUGAAGAUUCUAUUGUCCAGGGAAUGCUCCAGAUCAUGUUGGCCAUGUGUGUGCUGAUUGGUUAUUCAAUCACGACAGCCAGCUUCGCCAUCUAUGAAGUCAAUGAGCACCACAGUGGCUCCAAGCGGCUCCAGCACAUCUCUGGCAUCAGCGAGCCCUUCUAUUGGGCCGUGAACUUCUUUUACGACAUGGUCAUGUAUUUGAUCCCUGUGACCUUGACUGUUGCCGUGAUUGCAGCCUUCCAGGUUCCAGCAUUCACAGAUCGACAAAAUCUGGGUGCUGUGACUCUGCUUUUGGUACUCUUUGGGUGGUCUACGUUCCCCUGGAUGUAUUUGUUAUCCGGCGUCUUCAAGGACGCAGAGAUGGCCUUCAUCACCUACGUGUGCAUCAACCUCUUCAUCAGUGUCAACACCAUCAUGUCCACCUCCAUCCUAUAUUUCUUGGGUCAAAUUUCAAUGCACAACCCUGAGUUCAUACAGGAGAUGUUCAAGAGGCUGAGCCACGCCUUCCUAAUCUUCCCCCAGUUCAACUUUGGGAAUGGGCUAAUGGAGUUGGCCAGGAAGAACAUGGAGGUCAAGUUGCUUAGUGGCUACGGCAUUGACGCCUAUCAGAACCCAUUCUCCCUAGAUGCCCUGGGCUGGAUGUUCAUCGCCUCUUUCAUCCAAGGCGUGGUGUUCUUCUCUCUGCGCCUCCUGCUCAACAGGUUUCUCAUACGCAAAGUCAGGAAUCUAAUAUGGGGCAGAAAGACGACGCCACUGUUGGCUUGUGAGGAGGAGGAGGAGGAUGAGGAUGUGGCGACUGAGCGCCUGCGGGUGUCAAGUGGAGCGGCCAGCACAGAUAUACUGCAGGUCAACCAGCUGUCUAAGGUCUAUCGUACCCUCAAGAAGAAGGUUCAUGCUGUCAAGGGGCUCUCUGUGGGCAUCCCUGUUGGAGAAUGCUUUGGUCUACUGGGAGAGAACGGAGCAGGAAAAACUACCACCUUCAAGAUGCUGACUGGAGAUAUUAGCCCCACUGAUGGCACGGCACAGACCAGGGACUGGGAUGGGCGGUUGGUGGACAUUAUGGAGUGUCGUAACAAGGGCAUUAACAUCGGCUACUGCCCCCAGGUGGAUGCGCUAGACAGUCUGCUCACUGGGAAAGAGCACUUGGACUUCUACGCUCGCAUUCGAGGCAUUUCAAAGAGGGAGAUAGACGGGGUGGUGAGCUACCUACUGAAGAGGCUGGAGCUGAGCUACUAUAGGAACAUCAUUACUGACAGUUACAGUUGCGGCACCCGCAGAAAGCUCUCUACUGCGCUGGCUCUCAUUGGACAUCCGCAAAUCCUACUCCUGGAUGAGCCCAGCUCUGGCAUGGACCCUCGCAGCAAGCGUCACUUGUGGAAAAUUAUCUCUGAAGAAGUGAAGGGAAAAUGCGCCGUGGUCCUCACUUCUCACAGCAUGGAGGAGUGUGAGGCACUGUGCAGCCGUCUUGCAAUCAUGGUGAAAGGUCAGUUCCGUUGCCUGGGCUCCCUGCAGCACAUUAAGAACAGGUUCGGCAGCGGUUUCACUGUGAAGAUGUACUUGGCCGAGGCCUCCUGCGACGCACAGGCAAUCACUGAUUUCAUGCGAGACAGAUUCCACAGCACAUACCUCAAGAAUCAGCACGCCAUGAUGGUGGAAUACCACGUACCAAUUGCUCCGGGAGGGGUGGCUGACAUCUUUGACCAGCUGGAGUCAAACAAGAGUGCUCUGCAGAUCAAACACUUCUCUGUGAGCCAGACCACACUGGAUGAGGUCUUUAUCAACUUUGCCAUGGGAAAUAUCGACAUGGAAUCCGUAUCACUGAACUGCCAAGACGGAUAUGGUGACCUGGACUCCAUCAAGGCCGUAGAAACGUAGAGAUGACUGCCAUCUUUUCUUUGCCAUUUCUUGCAAAUUUCACCUAUGAAAUGAACACAAUAUAUGUUUGUAUUAAACCUGCCUUUGCUAUAUGUUUUAAAUGAUACUUUCUGUUCUAAAUACUACUGAUUACUUCUUGAAAGUGUUUUAACUGAUCAUAUGAAGGAUGAAAAAAUGUGACAUUUAAAUGAUCUGUCUAGCAUGUCACACACCUGUUUAACUUUAAUUCUCCUGAUUUUAUUAUUAUGAUAGAUAAUAUUAAUCCUGUAAACUGUUAAUGUAUUUGUGGUUGGGGCACUGUUCCUGAUUAGAUUAUUAUAUCUGAGAAAAUGAAAACACAAACAAUGUAUUCUCUAUUGAGAGUGAUUUUUUUAUUUUGCCUUAAUGUUGGCAAACAUAAUUUGACAAUCUUAAAGCACUCGCACUUAAUAUAUUACAUAUCCAAAGAUAAUACACAUGUUAUUGUGCCUACUGGAUUCAAUUUGAUAAGAUAACAUUCACUCAGAAGAACAUGCUCAAUAUGCACCUUUCCCAUACUCAUGAACACUUUAGUUAAGCACAUACCUAACUUUUAGAAUCAAUGUACUGAAUAUUUAAUCGAUGUUUCCUGCCAAUGGAUCAUUUCAAAAUUGACCUGAAUGUAUCAAGCCUAUUUUUAUUCUAAUAAAUAUAUAUUUCAAAUUAAA
This is a messenger RNA of Pseudoliparis swirei, 14292 nucleotides long. It is a transcript of the gene abca12, whose product is annotated as ATP-binding cassette, sub-family A (ABC1), member 12. The record is from RefSeq and is a predicted model, not a curated record. Gene Ontology annotation, molecular function: lipid carrier activity; ATP binding; ABC-type transporter activity. Gene Ontology annotation, cellular component: intracellular membrane-bounded organelle; membrane. The transcript has 71 exons. The coding region runs from base 191 to 13606 and encodes 4471 amino acids. Gene Ontology annotation, biological process: transmembrane transport; lipid transport. NCBI's taxonomy places the organism in Eukaryota, Metazoa, Chordata, Actinopteri, Perciformes, Liparidae.